Messenger RNA from Drechmeria coniospora, 1359 nucleotides. Its product is annotated as NF-X1 type zinc finger family protein. Gene Ontology annotation, molecular function: nucleic acid binding. The transcript has 4 exons. The record is from RefSeq and is a predicted model, not a curated record. NCBI's taxonomy places the organism in Eukaryota, Fungi, Ascomycota, Sordariomycetes, Hypocreales, Ophiocordycipitaceae. Bases 1 to 1359 code for a protein of 452 amino acids.
AUGACUGUCAACAGAUUUGCCAUCGAGGCCAAUGCGAAAGCUGUCCAGAAGCAGUCUUCCACGAAAUCAGUUGCAACUGCGGUCGAACAGUUCUUCAGCCUCCCCAGCCUUGCGGCACGAGGUCUCCCGACUGCCGGUUCAACUGCCAGAGACGGCCCAGCUGUGGGCAUCCUCCUGUCGACCACCACUGCCAUCCGGAUGAUACGGCCUGUCCCAAAUGUCCUUUCUUGGUUGCUAAACUACUGCACACUUGCAGAAAGCUUUGCCACACCCCUGGCGAUUGUGAAGAUGCUCGCCAGACGGACGACUGUUGCGAGCAAACCUGCGGCAAGACCAAGCUGUUCUGUGAGCAUCCGUGCCAAAACACCUGCCAUGGACAUACUCACUGCAACGAAUCUGCCAGUUGCACGUCGAAAACCACUGUCAGCUGUCCAUGUGGCGUGCGUCAGCAGGAAGUCAGCGGCACUCAACAUCGACCCCUCAUCCCGAACCAAUGACCAUAUCCCAUACUCCGACAUCACCCUCAGACUCUUCAGGGAGAACCUUACGUGGGCCGAGACACAGGAGCGAGAGUUCCGGGUGUUUGCAAAGAGCCCAAACGAAGUCAGGAUGAGGUACAAGCCGAUGACAUCAAUCUACCGCCAGUUUCUGCACGUCCUGGCAGAGGACUACGGGUUGGAGAGCCAGAGCGAAGAUGUUGAGCCCUAUCGCUACGUCAUUGUCUCCAAGGGGCAGCGGUUUGUGUCUGCACCUAGCAAAACGCUGGCGCAAUGUGUCGCCAUCAAGGACUCUCGGGCAGCUGAGGUUACUGCCGUGCCUGCUUCCAGACCACAGACACCUCGGUUUGCACCAGCCGCAGACCCAUUUAACGGCUUUCUCCUUACGUCGCCUCGGUUUGGGCUCACGAGCGAAGAUGUAGCUACUACCUUGGAGAAUGACUUCAAGUCUCAACCCUCGUUGCGGUUCGCCAUUAGCUUCCUUCCAACAGACGAAGUCCUUCUCCGGGCCAGCGCACACUAUUCGGCCUUCCUAUCUCCCCCAGCCAUGGAGCAAGCCUUGGCCAAGCUCAAGCCUCGUCUUGCGAAGACGAUUGGGCAUCAAAGCCUCGCGGGAAACAUUCUGCUUUGUCACGUGGAUUCGAAAGAGCACGUUGCUCGGAGGGAGGAUUUAGCCAGGAAUGAUGCUUCGGGAUGGAGUGCUGUCGCAGGACGAGCAGCAGCCAAGUCGGACACGUCCACGCCAACGGAUGAUCCAACAGCCAAGGGCACAGGGCGGAAGCUCCUCGGUCUGCGCUGGAAGAAGAUGGAGCAGGAGAAAGGGAAGCCCUGGGACACGCUGGGCAGUGAUGUGGAAUGUUAA